Molecule: messenger RNA, 1093 nt
Organism: Spinacia oleracea (spinach)
Lineage: Eukaryota; Viridiplantae; Streptophyta; Magnoliopsida; Caryophyllales; Amaranthaceae
Product: early nodulin-like protein 14
Exons: 4
Coding region: 188-910 (240 amino acids)
Source: RefSeq, a predicted model, not a curated record
ACACUCUGACACACAAACACCACCACCACCUCACUUUCUCUCUCUUCACAAGACUUCCCCUUCAGUGAUAAAAAGUGAGCGCACCACUCUUUACUCUACAAAACAACAAAUCCCCCACUUCAUUUCUGUUACUGCAUUCUCCCCUCAAAUUCCCUUCUUCUACUUAGAUAAAUUCAGCAACAGAAAAAUGGGAGUUUUCAAUGGAUACUCUACCUCAUUCUUCUUGUCAAUCUUCUUGCUUGCCUUUCAAAGAUCGAAUUGUGCAACUGUAGUUGUCGAUGGAGUUACAAACUGGAAGGAUCCCACUGCCAACAUUGGAGAUACAAUCAUUUUCAAGCACAAGAAUCAGUACAAUCUCUACAUAUUCAGAACCAAAGAAGCCUUCAAUUCCUGCAACUUCACCCAAGCAACUCCUCUCUCCAACCUCAAUUCCACCACCUACACUUGGCACCCAUCAAGAACUGGGUACUUCUACUUUGCCUUCAACAAUGGCACCAACAUCCCAUGUGAACAAGGCCAAAAGCUAGCAGUUGAUAUUACAUCAACAACCUCACAGUCUUCACCGCCGGAAAAUCCACCUCCAGCGACACCAGGAGGCGAGGUCUCGUCUUCUCCGUCAUAUCCUUGGCCGUUCCAGCCCCGUGAGAAGGAAGGAGCUAGCCCUGGGCCCGCCUACACUUCUGUGGGUAUUUCUCCGAUGCCUGCUGUCUCUCCGGCGGCAAUGGGAAGCAUACCGUUCAUUAAUAGCAACCCCGCUGUUCCUUUGCCUACCGGUGAGGUUGAUUCCGCUACCAUUCGACCUUUCCCUACUCCAGCCAAUCAAGCUUCUCAGGGAGUGAAGAUGAUGGGGUUUGUCAAAGGUGUAAUAUCUGUAUGUUAUGUAAUUAUUGUCAUGGUAACAAUAAUAUAAAAAUAAGAAUGAUGAAUGUUUAAUGUAAAAUGUGAUAGUAUAGAAUUAGUAGAAUUAGCCAGCUGUUAGAAUUGUGGGGUUAGAUUAGGAGUGUGAGAUAAAGUAGCUUUAGAGAGAGGUUCAUAAUGAUAUAUAAUAUGCUCUUUUGGACUUUUAAAAUUAAUUAUUAGCAUUUUUUUCUUA